Messenger RNA from Pisolithus orientalis, 974 nucleotides. RefSeq lists its product as uncharacterized. NCBI's taxonomy places the organism in Eukaryota, Fungi, Basidiomycota, Agaricomycetes, Boletales, Pisolithaceae. The record is from RefSeq and is a predicted model, not a curated record. The coding region runs from base 1 to 684 and encodes 227 amino acids. The transcript has 5 exons.
AUGUCCCCUACCCUAAUGCCUGUUCCCCCAGCCAGAUCCCCAUUCAACGCUCGCUCGGCUAUUCUUCGUCAUGUCAAGCGUUCACAGGGCCGCCCAGAUGCUCCACUCAACGUGUUGGCAAUCCCAGAACUCGCCAUCCUCCCCCGACCCUGGCAGUCGAUCCUCAUUUCACUGGUUCUUUCCUCGAUGUCUUCGGUCACUCGGGACUUCGAACAGGACUGGGCGUACCACGACUCUCAGCCACCACAACCCUAUCCCCGCGUUCCCGCCCGGAGACCCAGUUCGUCCGUGGCCUCCUACGUACUGCCCAGCUUACUCUCAUGUAUACGACCACCCUCGUCGCCAUUCGUAUCCGCCGUAUCAACCGGUGCCAUUUCACUUAUCAUUCGGCUAGCCUUUCGAGAUACCCCAACCACAAGAAACACAGAGCGCACCUUCCACGCUAGCGGCAACACAUGUAUAGGAAUGUUGCUGGAGGCCCAAAUGGUGCAUAAGGUCGAUAAUGAAUGUGAUGCAGCCGGAGACAAGCCCGCUGUGGCUGUGGUUCUUUCUUGCUCGCCCUUCCAAGCAGACGACGUAGAAGUCGAUCGAUCGCGGAUACCAGAUUUCGACUCGUUUGAAACGGACUUCUUUGGAUUGUCUACCGAUACUGCCGCAGACUUAUCAAGGUGGAGGGAACUCUGAUGCCUCCACAUUGUUCCGUACCGCUGCCGAGGACUCGGUUCCGUUGGCCGACGACCAUCUGAGCCGUCUCUUCACAACGUUCCUGGAGGAUGCAGGUCACUCUUCUAUCUCGCAAUCGGGCACGUCAAAUCUACCUGACGAGGCUAUCGCGCCGCAAGCACCGCAACGUUGACAGAGCAGGAUACGUUCACAGGACCCUAUGAUCGCGUCAAUUUGCAGCAGAGUGGUCCCAAUGUGUCGACAAGGGGGGAUGUGCUCCCGAGAUUUCAUAACAGUUUUUUGUAGCAGAG